AUGUCAAUUAAUGAUAUAUUGUUGAUUGCUGAUCCCAUACUUGAUCGAUUCUGUAUAAAUAUCUUGCCAAGAAUUGGUCUUAAUAUAAAGUCUCUUAUUCUUGAAUCAGAAUCUAUGGAACGUAUUCUUCUUGCUGCAGAUUAUCCUAAUCUAGCUGAACUUAAACUCUUGAAUUUUAAUAACAAAAUCGCUUCACAUUAUUUUACAGUCAAAUCACCAGUUCAUCGUAUUUUUCAAAAACAAAUAACAGAUCUUAUUCUCGAUGAUCUACCUAAUUUGAAAUGUUUUUCAUUGAAAUAUUCUUGUUUAACAGAACAAUAUGAUAGUAAAAUUUUACCUCUUCUUCGUCAUACGUCAAAUCUUGAAGAAUUUACUUUGAAUGCUACGAUUCAGAAACCAAUUAGAUUUGUCGAUCGUACACAGAUUAAUAAUCAAAUACUUGUUCAUAUGCCACGACUUUAUAAAUUUAUCUUUUAUAUUAGUACCGAAAUUAAACUGCAUCAUUUAGUUCCUUGUUUAUCCAGCGACGAUAUUCAACAAACUUUUACUAACAUACGAUAUCAGCAAGUGGCUUGUCUUCUAAACCACUGCUAUGAUACGGCAACAUGUCAUGUUUUUUCAUUACCCUUUGUGUUUGAUCAUAUUCGGUAUAUUGGUAACACAUUUCCAUCGAUUGUUUUUAGUCAUGUUACAAAUUUAGGGGUCCACGAUGUUGUUCCAUUCGAACAUGAAUUUUUUCUUCGAAUAGCUUGUUUUUUCCCUAUGCUUGAAAAAUUAGAUGUUAUUAAUUUUAAAUCACAGUCACAAAUAUCAGACAAUAUGAACUCUAACGAUAAUCAAUUGUGCUCAAUUGUUGAAUAUCCUUAUCUUAUUUUGGUUCGUCUCGGAAGAUCUCAUAUUGAUUACUACGAGCAGUUUCUUAAUGAUACAAAAACACAUCUACCUCGUCUAACUGCAUUAACCGUCAAUUAUGAUCAAUUAACAAUUGUAACAGAAAACUUUACAAGAGAUGCCACACGGCUCAAUUGUGCUAACGUGAAAGAAUUAAUCAUUCAACGAACAUUAGUACAUUCAAAAGAUUUUUAUGUUUACUUUCCUGUUGUAACUUCGUUUCUGUUCGAACUAGUUUAAUAAAAUAAAUAAUAAAAAGAUUUUAAUAGUAAUUAGGUUUUCACUCGAGUAAUAGUAAACAAUAACUACUAUCGGUUUCAAAUUAUAGUGCGCAUGGUUGUUUUUUGAAUAAUUCCAGAAUGGAACUAGCUGGAGACUUGUGGUUCUCACAAUUGGACAGCGAAAUGUUGGGGCCAGAUUUCAAUGCAAAAAUUUGAUUGGUUCAUAAUGGACCAAUCAGAUGAAACCCCAACGGACAUUUUGUAAACAAUAUUUUGAACGCAAUUCAGAUAUUGUUAUGGAUUCUGUCAUGAUCAUUCGGUAGAAAGAAAUGUUCUCUCUCGACCUAGACAAGGCCCAACUUUGUAUCUCAUUUAGUUCAGGAGUUAUUUGGGUUUUGCUGAGAUCUCCGAUUUCGGUCAAUUCGAGUAGAAUCGUUCGGAAAGCGGCCUUGAAAGGGAUAAUUCGCCACGCUGAGUCGAGUGGCAAUGUUUAUUUUUCGAUCCAAAAUACAUUAACGCUAUAAUUUUAAUAUUCCUGAAAUUAUGACUCCAGCCGCUAGACGGCGCCAGAAAGU
Rotaria sp. Silwood2 is the source of this 1687-nucleotide messenger RNA. Lineage: Eukaryota; Metazoa; Rotifera; Eurotatoria; Philodinida; Philodinidae. The record is from the annotation of a GenBank genome assembly.